UCCGCACGCGCCAUGCAUAUGACCAACCAGUUGAUCUCAAAUCUACAGCAUGCUUUCAAAGAUCCCUCUCAAGCACUUUUCCUCCCCCCCGUCAUUGGCCCUUCUCAAAUAUCCUCCGAGCCUCACCGUCUUCUCUUAGCACCUUGCCAAGUCAGCCAUUGCCGGGAGCUUUCCUCCGAAUCAAACACCAAGAACACCCGCCCUCCCACCUCCAUCCCGCCCAUCAUGACGACCCCGAACACACCCACCGGUCCAGAUCUCCACCUCGACCCCGGACCCGACCCCGAAUCCGCCUUCCUCCUCUCAGCCUACACCCGCCUCCGCGCCACCGUAACAACCCACACCACCACCCACCCCGUCCUCCCCACCCCCCAAACCCUAACCCAAACCCUCUCCUCCCUCCCCUCCGCCCCCUUUGACCUCCCCCCAUCAACCCCCUCCUCAACCCUCACCCACCUGUUGGAAUCCAUCCUCCCCUCCCUAAACCAGCAAUCAACCUCCCCGUACUACUACGGCUUCGUAACCGGCUCCUGCCUCCCCAUAGCCCAAGCAGCAGACAACCUCGUCACCGCCCUCGACCAGAACGUCCAGGUCCAUUUCCCCCAAUCAUCAUCAUCAUCAUCAUCAGGAUGGGUCCACUCCUCCGCCACCUUUGUCGAGUCAACAACCCUAUCCAUGCUCCUCUCCCUCCUUGACCUGCCACCCUCCCGCUUCCCAGCCAAGACUUUCACCACAGGCGCCACGGGCGCCAACAUCCUCGGUUUGGCCUGCGGGAGGGAAUAUCUCAUCUCCUCCCGCCUCUCUUCCCCUGAAAAAUCCGUGGCCAAGGUAGGCUUGGUCAAAGCUUGUAUUGCCGCUGGGGUGGCAGAUAUCAAGAUUCUGACGUCGAAACCCCAUUCCUCGCUUCUCAAGGCGGCCAAGAUAUUGGGGUUGGGGGAGGAGUGCGUGCUCGAUGUUGGACAAGAUGACAAACCGUGGAGAAUCGACCUCGACAAGUUGGAACCAGCCCUGAAAGAGGCUGAAAAAAACAGCACAGCAUGCAUCAUAGCCAUCUCCUCGGGCGAGGUCAACACCGGCCGGUUCGCCACAGCCAUCUUUGACAUGCCCAAGAUCCGCAGCCUGGCUGACCGUUACAAGGCCUGGAUCCACGUCGACGGCGCCUUUGGCAUCUUUGCCCGGGCUCUGCCCAACACAGACGAGUUUCUUAGUCUGCGUGCCUGUGUCGCGGGCAUGGAAUUGGCGGAUAGUAUCUGCGUGGAUGGGCAUAAACUUCUCAAUGUGCCUUACGACAACGGCAUUUUCUUCUCCCGCCACCCAUCCACCCUCACUCAAGUGUUUAGCAACCCGGGCGCCGCCUACCUGGCUCCCCCGCCAUCCUCCUCUGCUGCCGGUUCCCAAGAAGAUGGGAUCUUCGGCCCUUUGAACAUCGGCCUUGAGAACUCCCGUCGCUUCCGCGCCCUGCCAGUUUAUGCCGUCCUGAAAAGCGAAGGCCGAGAGGGCAUGGAGGCCAUGUUCAGCCGGAUGGUGUUCCUUGCCAGGAAACUCGCCUCUUUUAUCCACAACUCUGAACAUUACGAGAUGCUUCCUGAGACUGAGAAUCAUGUCGAGGAAGACAUCUUCAUGAUUGUGUUAUUCCGGGCGAGAAACGAGGCGCUGAAUAAUGUUCUCGUUGAUCGGAUCAACCAGACGGGCAAGAUGUUUGUGAGCGGGACGCAAUGGCAAGGCAGGAAGGCGGUGAGAAUCGCUGUGUCGACGUGGAGGGUCGAGGUUGAGAGGGACGCAAAGUAUGUAGAGGGCGUCUUGAGAGAAGUCGCCGAGAGUUUUGUCGAGGCGUAAAUGCA
Messenger RNA from Podospora pseudocomata, 1841 nucleotides. RefSeq lists its product as uncharacterized. Gene Ontology annotation, cellular component: cytoplasm. Gene Ontology annotation, molecular function: carboxy-lyase activity; pyridoxal phosphate binding. The record is from RefSeq and is a predicted model, not a curated record. NCBI's taxonomy places the organism in Eukaryota, Fungi, Ascomycota, Sordariomycetes, Sordariales, Podosporaceae. Gene Ontology annotation, biological process: carboxylic acid metabolic process. The transcript has 2 exons. Bases 13 to 1836 code for a protein of 607 amino acids.